AUGGCUUUGGGGUCUUUGUCCAAACAGGCGCUAUACCGUCGUAUGACAGGGACGUUGGCAAUUCUAUCUGCGCCCGGCUUUGUGGUCGUGUUACGUCGCCACGGAGAUGCCAUGUGGCUCCGAUUCUCGAUGACCCCCGAAUUGCAGGAUGUGAGCUCAGUGGCCCCGAAAUCCUUCCGACCUGAGAUCAUUCGUAAUCAGGUCCUUGCUCCAGUUUAG
Molecule: messenger RNA, 219 nt
Organism: Penicillium chermesinum
Lineage: Eukaryota; Fungi; Ascomycota; Eurotiomycetes; Eurotiales; Aspergillaceae
Exons: 1
Coding region: 1-219 (72 amino acids)
Source: RefSeq, a predicted model, not a curated record